GACGUGGCAGGGGCCGGUGGAUCUGUGGCGCUCGCGGCCAGGAAUCUCACCAUGGCCGUGAGCGGAGUUGCGCUUUCAGUUGCAAGGAAUUCGGCUACGUUUGUUGACGAAGCGUGGUCGGGCAUAGAUCUGCUGGGAUGUCGCCUGAACGUGACAGGUGAGCUGGAACGCAUCACGACUAGAGUCAAGGAUGCUAUCGAGGCGGCGGUCGACGCCUCGGUGCUCAUGUCGCCGCUCACCGCGCGCGAGGUGAUCCAGCUGCACACCGCUCGCCCGCCCUUCUGGUUUCGUCUCGGCAGAUGGGCCCAUUCUCAGUUUGAUUGGCUGCGGUACGCUAGCGGGGUUUGGCUCUGA
Messenger RNA from Prorocentrum cordatum, 354 nucleotides. The record is from the annotation of a GenBank genome assembly. Lineage: Eukaryota; Dinophyceae; Prorocentrales; Prorocentraceae.